Molecule: messenger RNA, 761 nt
Organism: Camelina sativa (false flax)
Lineage: Eukaryota; Viridiplantae; Streptophyta; Magnoliopsida; Brassicales; Brassicaceae
Source: RefSeq, a predicted model, not a curated record
ACUACAUCAGAUAGACAAACACGGCAAGAAAAACCCUUCUCUCGUCUCUCUCUACCUAACAAUAUUACUUUUUCUCCGAGCAAAUAGAAAAGAGAAGGAGAGAUCACGUACAUGCAUGACCCAUGGCAUGUCCAGAUUCUCCUCUGUUGAUGAAGCUCGUGAGCUUCAUUUUAUUAGCUUUCUUAGUCACUAGUUUGAACGCGCAAAUGCAAUGCAAGAACUUCAAAUCGAUCAUUAGUUUCGGAGAUUCGAUUGCUGAUACCGGAAACUUGCUCAGUCUCGCGGACCCUAACGACCUUCCUGGUUCUGCGUUCCCGCCGUACGGAGAAUCCUUUCUCAAACACCCAACGGGCCGUUUCUCCGACGGCCGCCUCAUCAUUGAUUUCAUUGCUGAAUUCUUGGGUUUACCGCUUGUGCCUCCUUUUUAUGGAUCUCAACAUGCAAACUUUGAGAAAGGAGUUAAUUUCGCAGUGGCUGGAGCAACGGCACUGGAAUCUUCCUUUCUUGAGAGGAGAGGAAUUCAUUCUUCUAUCACCAACUUCAGUUUAGGCGUUCAGCUUAGGAGCUUCAAGGAGAGUUUGCCUUGCUUAUGUGUCUCUCCUUCAGAUUGUAAAGAUACGAUUGAAAAUGCUUUAAUUCUCAUGGGAGAGAUUGGAGGAAAUGAUUAUAAUUUCGCACUCUUCCAACGCAAAGCCAUUGAGGAAGUGAAAGAACUGGUCCCGCUUGUGAUCGCUACUAUUUCUUCUGCAAUAACGGUAUAG